This is a messenger RNA of Erigeron canadensis, 423 nucleotides long. Its product is annotated as signaling peptide TAXIMIN 1-like. The transcript has 2 exons. NCBI's taxonomy places the organism in Eukaryota, Viridiplantae, Streptophyta, Magnoliopsida, Asterales, Asteraceae. The coding region runs from base 119 to 373 and encodes 84 amino acids. The record is from RefSeq and is a predicted model, not a curated record.
ACUCUCAUAUCUUCUUCUUUGAUUUAGUUGCCUAAACCAAUAUAAAAAUUCAACGUAAAAUUCACUCAAAACCAAGCAUAAGCAAAAAUCAAGAAAACUAUUAUAUAAACAUAAAAGAAUGUGUUGUUGUGGGGGUGAUGGUGAUGAAGAUGAAUGUAGGUGCAGGCCGUUGGGGUUUCUGUUAGGCCUUCCAUUUGCCUUUGUUGCUCUCGUUCUCUCCCUCAUCGGUAUCCUUUUUUGGAUCGUUGGGUUGAUAUUGAGCUGUUUAUGCCCGUGUUGUUUUUGUGUAACUUUGAUAGUAGAGUUGGCGAUAGCAUUGAUCAAGGCUCCAUUCUCUGUAAUGAAAUGGUUCACGGAGCAGAUUCCUUGUUAAUUAGGUUGCAUUUUUCCCCCCAUUUUCAUGAGUCGCAAUAUGAUAUUUCA